Molecule: messenger RNA, 1827 nt
Organism: Coniosporium apollinis CBS 100218
Lineage: Eukaryota; Fungi; Ascomycota; Dothideomycetes
Exons: 4
Coding region: 1-1827 (608 amino acids)
Biological process (GO): magnesium ion transport
Cellular component (GO): membrane
Molecular function (GO): magnesium ion transmembrane transporter activity
Source: RefSeq, a predicted model, not a curated record
AUGGGCGAACUGUCCGCCGGAGCAAGCGUAGCGGUCGGCGUCGUUGUGGGUGUACUAUCCACCAGCAUUCAGAGCGUCGGCUUGACCCUCCAGCGGAAAUCCCACCUUCUGGAAGAUGAGAAAGAGGAACACCACACUCGGCGCCCGCCGUAUCGACGGCGGAGGUGGCAGCUGGGCAUGCUCAUGUUCAUCGUUGCGAACCUUGUCGGCAGCACUAUUCAGAUCACCACCCUUCCCUUGCCGGUCCUGUCGACAUUACAAGCGUCCGGUCUCGUCUUCAACUCCAUCUGCGCAACCCUCAUCCUCAGCGAGCCCUUCACCCGCUACUCCCUCGCCGGUACCCUCCUCGUCACAACCGGCGCAAUCCUCAUAGGAACCUUCGGCGCGCUCACCGAGCCCUCCCACAAUCUCGACCAGCUCCUCUCACUCCUCAGCCGGCAGCAGUUCCUCCUCUGGCUCGGCAGCACCUUUUUCCUCGUCGCCGUCAUAAUCCUCGGCACCUGGGUCCUGAGACGCCUCUACCGCGGCCACAUAACCCCGCGUGUCAAGCUGGUACUAGGCAUGUGCUUCGGCUUCAUCAGCGGCGUGCUCUCCGCCCACAGCCUUCUCGUCGCCAAGUCCGCCGUUGAGCUGCUGGUCCGCACGAUCGUAGAUCGCCAUAACCAGUUCAAUCGCUGGCAGUCGUGGAUGAUACUGCUCGGACUCGUUGCCCUGGCCCUCUCCCAGCUGUACUACCUCCACCGCGGCCUCAAGCUCUGCUCGACCAGCGUGCUGUAUCCCUUUGUCUUCUGCAUCUACAACAUCAUCGCCAUUCUGGAUGGGCUCAUCUACUUCCGGCAGACGUCGCGCCUGCCGGUCUUACAUGCAGGUCUUAUUGCCGUUGGGACAGUCAUCUUGCUCAGCGGCGUCAUGGCACUUAGCUGGCGCUUAGAACACGAGCACGGCCACGACCACGACACAGGCAGUCCCGUCUCGCGGCGCAGCAGGCGGAAAACGAUCGACCACGCUGCUAUCGCGCCGCAGUCUGUGCUGACGCCCGGCAUGGGCCUCGUCGAGUCUGCCAGUUCCGACACCGAGGACGCGGGGGAUGAGCCGCUCUUAUCAGCAAGUCCUCGCGACAGUCUCGACGACGAAGAAGCCGGCGGCAGGGCACGCAAACGAAAACGCACCAUCGACGGCGACGGCGCAGACAACGACGAGGACGGCCCGAGCGAGCAGACACCGCUCCUCAACCGCAGCGCCACCACCGCGUCUGCCUCUUCGAGAAGCAGCCAUCGGCUCCCACCACGGCAUCCCACAGCCCUCGACGCCGCGAUCGCGGAAGAGCGAAGCGAGAUCUGGGACGAGCUGAACGACCUCUCCGACACCAGGCGCGUCUCCCUCGCUCUCCCGGCCCGCCCAGCCUCGUCCUCCUCGCUGGCCGCAGGACGACGGCGCAGCAGCGCGCAGGCGCGGGCACGGGGAAGGGCAAACACGCUCAACAUCCCCAGCGCCCGAAACGCGCCCGGCGUGAGUUGGUGGGAGCGUCCGCGACGGACGCAGGCGCGGCCACGACCGCGCUCGUCGAGCUCGGCGAGGGGGAGUAGGGAUGAUGGCGGGCCCCUCGACGAAGAGGACGACGAGUUUGCGGGACUGUUGAGUCCGAGCCCGACGGAGAGGCCGGGGCGGUGGGGACGGAGGAGGAGCAUGGGACAGGAGCCGCUUGGGGGGUGGUUUAAGAUGGGGUGGUGGAAACGGAGAAGGAGAGAGGGGGACGCAGAUGGGGAAGGGGAUGGGAGGGAUGAGGGCGGGGCGGCUGGGGAGGGGAACGGGGAGGGCCGUGUUUGA